CGGCAUGGAGGGCGCGGAGGAGCCCGAGGGGUUCGUGCUGGGGCGGCUGGAGCAGGAGGCGCUGAAGCGGCGGGAGCGGCUGAAGGCCCUGAGGCAGCGCACGCUGCAGAACAAGGAGGGUGGAGAACCUGAACCCAAAAUUCCCAGAGAAGAUGAGGAAGAGGAGCCAGUCAAGCACAGGAAUUCCAGCUGCGAUCCCUGAUCCAAAUUCUCUCUGGAGCUGUGAAAAACUCGGAUCCUUUGGAUUUUUGUGCGGACCAGGAAGCGGAGCCGCUGCUCCACCUUUCCCAGGAAAAGGGUGUGGGAGGAUUUCGGCCUUUCCGCCCCAUUCCCGCGGGGUAAAACGCUGGAUUUGGGAAUCAGGGACCUGCUGGAGCCUGGAAUUCCCGUCCCGCAGCUCCGAGCCUCGGAAUUGGGCUCCUUGUGCUCGUCAGAGGGAGAUCAAGCUGCGGAAUUACGACCCCGAGGAUGAGGAGCUGAAGAAGAGGAAGCUGCCCCCAGCCAAACCUGCCUCAGUGGAGGACACGGUGAAGGAGCAGCUGGAAGCGGCCAAGCCGGAGCCAAUCAUCGAUGAGGUGGAUUUGGCGAACUUGGCUCCCAGGAAACCUGACUGGGAUUUGAAGCGGGAUGUGUCCAAGAAGCUGGAAAAGCUGGAGAAGAGGACCCAGAGAGCCAUCGCGGAGCUGAUCCGAGAGCGUUUGAAAGGGCAGGAGGGGGAGCUGGCGUCGGCUGUGGGAUCAGCAAAGCAGGAGGGAAGCGACUCCGACUGAGGAGAAUCCAUCAGGAACGGGCUCUGGAUCUGCCUCACACCGACCCUGUGUCCCUCAGUCCCUCCCUGCUCGGGACUGCUCAUCCCUCUUCCCAAACUUCCCCAGUCCUGCUGUGCCUGGAGGAGAGGCAGAUCCAAGGAGCCUGGCUGGCUGCUGAGGAACUUCCAUGGAAAACUUUCUGGGAUUGUGGGGGCUUGAUGGGAGCAGGACAGAUCCCCCCCCAGUUAGCUGGAACUUCCUUGGAGCAAGGAAAAGUGGGAAACUCCAGGCUGGGGCCGGAAAGGUCAAUCCAGACUGGCUGGGAAAGGAGGGAGAUGCCAGCAGCCCUUGGAAAAGCAGGAUCAUUUCCCAGGGAUUGGUGCUCCUGUUGCUGUGCAGACACUCCUUGAGGCUCUGAGUGUUUGGGAAUAUCCAUGGCCAGCCCCGGAAUCCCUGUGGGAAGGGGCAGGAACGACUCCCCCAGUGUGGCUCGGGAAUCGUUGGCUGCUCUGCAUCCGACCGAGUUUAAUGUGGAAUUUGCUUUGCUCCUGAAUUUCCUGACCCUCCAGGAGCGUGUCCCGCUCCUCCUCUUGGGUUUUUUUUUUUUAUUGUUAAUGAAUCUUUUCCUAAUAAAACAAUUCCAUGUGGAAAAA
Messenger RNA from Melospiza melodia melodia, 1402 nucleotides. RefSeq names its product coiled-coil domain containing 12 (gene CCDC12). Bases 153 to 770 code for a protein of 205 amino acids. The transcript has 8 exons. The record is from RefSeq and is a predicted model, not a curated record. Gene Ontology annotation, cellular component: post-mRNA release spliceosomal complex; U2-type spliceosomal complex. NCBI's taxonomy places the organism in Eukaryota, Metazoa, Chordata, Aves, Passeriformes, Passerellidae.